Molecule: messenger RNA, 1053 nt
Organism: Sipha flava (yellow sugarcane aphid)
Lineage: Eukaryota; Metazoa; Arthropoda; Insecta; Hemiptera; Aphididae
Product: persulfide dioxygenase ETHE1, mitochondrial
Exons: 8
Coding region: 229-1053 (274 amino acids)
Biological process (GO): hydrogen sulfide metabolic process; glutathione metabolic process
Molecular function (GO): sulfur dioxygenase activity
Source: RefSeq, a predicted model, not a curated record
UUUUCUUAGGUUCAUGUUGAAACAUCACCAUAUUACCUACUUCAAUUUUUACCCGUCUACGGAAGAAGCAGGAUUUUCAGUUGUAUUUAUGGCUUCAUAACUGUUUAUCGAUAACCAAUUAAAUUGAAUAAAUGGCUGUGGAAUUUAAAGUGUCAAUUUAAUUUGGUACAACGUAAUGGAAUAAUCUGCCAUUUAAAUAAUAAAAAAUUAAAUUUCUUUGAUGGAAUUAUGAUAGCAGCUACUUCUUUAUGCCGACCUCUUAGACAGCGCACUUCUAGUGGAAACUUACUCAGUGGAUUUUCAAAAACAACAGUGAUGAAUGACUGUAGAUUUGCUCAAGAUUCAUUCUUGUUUCGACAGUUGUUUGAUAAAGAAUCUUCAACAUAUACGUACCUGUUAGCUGAUUAUGUUGCAAAAGAAGCAAUCAUUAUUGAUCCUGUCAUUGAACAAGUGGAACGUGAUCAUUCGAUUCUUAAACGAUUGGGCUUGAAUCUUUUAUACUGCGCUAAUACACAUGUACAUGCUGAUCACAUUACGGGUACUGGUGAAUUAAAAAAACUACUACCAACAUGUGAAAGUAUUAUUUCUUUGAGUAGCGGUGCUAAAGCUGAUGUCUAUGUUAAAUCUGGAGAUGAAAUACAGUUUGGUCGUUACUCAGUUGAAGUUAGACAAACUCCAGGGCAUACAAAUGGUUGUGUUACAUUUGUUUGUCAUGAUGAAGCAAUAGCACUCACAGGAGAUUGUUUAAUGAUUGGUGCUUGUGGACGUACUGACUUUCAAGAAGGAGAUGCCAAAACAUUAUAUUCUUCUGUUCAUGAACAAAUAUUUUCAUUACCUGAUUAUUAUAAAAUAUAUCCUGCACAUGAUUACACAGGUCAAACUGUUACUACAGUUGGAGAAGAAAAGGCUUAUAAUCCACGUCUUACAAAAUCAUUGGAUGAAUUUAUUGAAAUUAUGAACAAUUUAAAUUUAGCAUAUCCUAAAAGAAUUGAUGUUGCUGUGCCAAUGAAUUUAAAAUGUGGCAUACAAGACGAAUUUAAAAAUAAUAAUUGA